GGCGAGGUACCCUCGCGUGUUUAUGGGGGUCGGGGCGGAUCUACAGGGAGAUGGCCCAGGGGCGGGCCCGGGGCGGGUCUGUGGGGAACCAAAGCUUAGGGCGGACCUAAGUCAAAGGCAACUGAAGGUGGCAGCGACCGCGGCGGCUGCAGCAGGGCACCAUGGCAGAGCUGCAGGAGGUGCAGAUCACCGAGGAGAAGCCACUGUUGCCAGGACAAACGCCUGAAACUGCCAAGGAGGCUGAGUUAGCUGCCCGAAUCCUCCUGGACCAGGGACAGACUCACUCUGUGGAGACACCUUACGGCUCUGUCACCUUUACCGUGUAUGGCACCCCUAAACCCAAACGCCCAGCGAUCUUCACCUACCAUGAUGUAGGACUCAACUAUAAAUCUUGCUUCCAGCCACUGUUUCAAUUCGGGGAUAUGCAAGAGAUCAUCCAGAACUUUGUGCGGGUUCAUGUGGAUGCCCCUGGAAUGGAAGAGGGGGCUCCUGUGUUCCCUUUGGGGUACCAGUACCCGUCUCUGGACCAGCUUGCAGACAUGAUUCCUUGCAUCCUUCAGUACUUAAAUUUCUCGACAAUAAUUGGAGUUGGUGUUGGAGCUGGAGCCUACAUUCUGUCACGAUAUGCUCUGACCCACCCGGACACAGUUGAAGGUCUUGUUCUCAUCAACAUUGAUCCCAAUGCCAAGGGCUGGAUGGAUUGGGCAGCCCACAAGUUGACAGGCCUCACCUCUUCCAUUCCGGAGAUGAUUCUUGGACAUCUUUUCAGCCAGGAAGAACUUUCUGGAAAUUCUGAGUUGAUACAAAAGUACAGAAAUAUCAUCACACAUGCACCUAACCUGGAGAACAUUGAGCUGUAUUGGAACAGUUACAACAACCGCCGAGACCUGAACUUCGAGCGAGGUGGUGAGACGACCCUCAAGUGCCCUGUGAUGCUGGUGGUAGGAGACCAAGCCCCUCAUGAAGAUGCCGUGGUGGAAUGUAAUUCAAAACUGGACCCCACACAGACCUCGUUCCUCAAGAUGGCUGAUUCUGGAGGUCAGCCGCAGCUGACUCAGCCAGGCAAGCUGACGGAGGCUUUCAAGUACUUCCUGCAAGGCAUGGGCUACAUGGCCUCAUCCUGCAUGACUCGCCUCUCUCGGUCUCGGACAGCAUCUCUGACCAGCGCAGCGUCCAUUGAUGGCGGUCGGUCCCGCUCCCGCACCUUGUCCCAGAGCAGCGAGUCUGGGACUCUCCCUUCUGGACCGCCGGGGCACACCAUGGAAGUCUCCUGUUGAAUGACCCUCACCGCCCUCCCUGGUGUGGGGACCCAGCCCUCACCUCCUGCAGCACUAACCUGAGAGGUGUAUCGGGGCAUUGGGCCAGAGUAAGCCAGGAGAAUGGGCAGAUCAUGCAGGGAGAUGACCUUGAUCUUUAAUUGCUACCCUCAUCUUGACCUUUAACCUGUGAUUUCCUUUAUCUCUUAGGAGAGAUGUCCUAAUAUCUCUUAGAGAUCCAGGCCCCCUAAAUUAUCCCCUCUCCCAUUUUGGUGUUGAGAAGUCUUGUGUCUUCUCUCCCUGACCUAGGUGUCUGGAGGUGAGGAAAUAAUUCGCGGUUGUAGCUGCCACAGGGUCUCCACCGCUCCCUCCCCUCAUCCCAUAUCUGCAAGGGUAGGAGAGUUGGUGUGUGUGUGUGUGUGUGUGUGUGUGUGUGUGUGUGUGUGUGUGUGUAAGGGUGUGAGAGGGGGCGCUCCAUCCCCCAAAGCUGACAGUGGCUUUGCCUUGACUCUUCGGGCCUCUGAAGGCAAUGGGCCUACAUGAACGUCUCUCGGGGGGAAGGGGGAGGGGUCUGCUGGUGGGUCAGUGGUCCUUAAAAUGUGACCGAAGUGUCCAGCAUGUGAAAGGAAAGCUCGAAGGGCAUUGGCGGACAGUGAGUAAGAGCCGUGGUGGAAGGGUAGGAGCUGGGGCCGUAGAGCGGGGCCUGGGCCCUGUGACUGCACUAACUCUGGUAGCUGUCAGAGUGGGACUAGGGGAGAGAGAGAGAGCUUAGGUCAGACUGCUUGGGACUCGGCAUAAGGGUGGGAAGGGCUGCCUCGGGCUCCGACCACACUGUUAGGUGUAGAGCGUGACCUCCUGUCUCCCACGACUUCUGCUGUGACAAUAAAACUGUAGAGGAAACUGA
Messenger RNA from Peromyscus maniculatus bairdii (prairie deer mouse), 2160 nucleotides. It is a transcript of the gene Ndrg2, whose product is annotated as NDRG family member 2. Lineage: Eukaryota; Metazoa; Chordata; Mammalia; Rodentia; Cricetidae. The record is from RefSeq and is a predicted model, not a curated record.